CACUCCUCUAAGCUUAAACCCCAAAUCACUACUAGUCUCUCCAGAAAUCAAUCUCCACUGAAUCUUUCAACCCUCUCCAGAAUCCAAGAAACCCAAGAAAACCCAAGUCAUGAAUCCAAGAAAGCUUCUUGCUUUCACCCUCAUCUUCAUCUUCAUCCUCCGCCGCCACCACUCCGCCGCCGCCGAGAAUCUCAGCUUCGACUUCCCCUCCUUCAACUUCCGCAACCUCACCCUCCUCGGCUCCUCCCACAUCCGCAACGGCGUCGUCGGCCUCACCCGCGACCUCCCCGUCCCCACCUCCUCCGCCGGCACCGUCCUCUACAACUCCCCCGUCCCCUUCUUCGACCCCUCCACCAACACCACCGCCUCCUUCUCCACCCGCUUCACCUUCUCCAUCUCCAACCUCUCCCCCUCCCCCUCCGGCGACGGCAUGUCGUUUUUCCUCUCCCCCUCCAACUCCACCCUCGGCUCUCCCGGCGCGUUUCUCGGCCUCCAAAACUCCUCCACGUCAUCACCACCCCCCGCGUUUAUCGCCGUGGAAUUCGACACCAAGAUGGACCCACACUUCUCCGACCCGAACGACAACCACGUCGGCCUCGACAUCGCCUCCCUGGUCUCCAUCAAGACCGCCGACCCCAUUGACCAGGACGUUGACCUCAAGAGCGGCGCCGCCGUCACCGCCUGGAUCGACUACAAGAACGACCAAGAGACCCUCAACGUCUACCUCAGCUACUCCUCCCUCAAGCCGCCGACGCCGGUCCUCGCCGUCGCCAUCGAUCUUUCCGGCUACCUGAAGCAGACCAUGUACGUCGGCUUCUCGGCCUCCACCGAAGGCAGCACGGAGCUUCACCAGGUCGAGAAUUGGAGCUUCCGGACCUCCGGAUUCGUUCCGGCGAGGCCGACAUUGCACCCCCACAACGUAUCCGAUACGUAUGUCAUUGUUAGUCCGAGGCUGCCGGCGCCGGAUUCCGGAGACGGCCGCCGUAGAAUGGGGCUGGGGCUAGGGAUUGGGAUGCCGGCGGUGUUCUGCGUUGCGCUGGCGGUUUUCGGAGUCUUAAGUGUGAGGAAAUGGAGGGAAAUGAGGAGGGUGAAGAGUUUUAAGGCGGAGGUGGUGGCGGGGCCGCGGCAGUUUGGUUAUAGGGAGCUGAAGGCAGCUACAGGGGGGUUCCAUCCGAGCAGGGUGAUCGGCCAUGGCGCUUUCGGGACGGUGUACAAGGCGUUUUUCGUGCAUUCGGGGACUAUUGCGGCAGUCAAGAGGUCCAGGCAUUGUCAUGAGGGGAAGACUGAGUUUCUUGCAGAGCUGUCGAUUAUCGCUUGCUUGCGGCACAAGAACCUUGUGCAUUUGCAGGGAUGGUGUGUCGAGAAGGGCGAGCUGCUGCUCGUGUAUGAUUUCAUGCCGAAUGGGAGCCUUGAGAAGGUGUUGUAUCAGGACAGUGAGCUAUGCCAGGCUAAUUUGCUGGACUGGCCUCAUAGGAGGAAUGUGGCGAUUGGUUUGGCGUCUGUGUUGACGUAUAUGCAUCAGGAGUGUGAGCAGCAGGUGAUUCAUAGGGAUAUCAAGACUGGUAAUGUGUUGCUGGAUGGGAAUUUCAAUGCAAAGCUUGGUGAUUUCGGAUUGGCAAAGCUGAUGGAUCAUGAUAAGAGCCCUGUUUCGACUCUGACUGCUGGGACUAUGGGGUAUCUUGCGCCGGAGUAUCUUCAGUAUGGGAAGGCUACUGAGAAGACUGAUGCUUUCAGUUAUGGUGUGGUUAUACUUGAACUGGCUUGUGGAAGGAGGCCAAUUGAGAGGAUACCGGAUUGUCACAAGAUGGUGAAUUUGGUCGAUUGGGUUUGGGGGCUACAUUCUGAGGGGAGGAUUAUUGAUGCAGCUGAUCAGAGGUUGGCUGGGGAGUUUGAUGAGGAAGAAAUGAGGAAGCUGCUGCUUGUUGGUUUGAGUUGCGCUAAUCCGGAUAGCUCCAAGAGGCCUACAAUGAGGAGGGUUCUGCAGAUCUUGAGCAAUGAGGCAGAAUCUCCAGCUGUGCCGAGGGUUAAGCCAAGUCUCAGUUUCUCUUGUGGCGUGUCCCUAUCUGUUGAUGACAUUGUUUCAGACUGUGAGGAAGGCGGUUCAAUGUGUGAGAUUGUAAUCAACUGAAGCAGGUUUCAUACUGUUUUUAGGCUACAUGAGAUUGCAUAGUUUUACAUAGUUCAAUUCUUUUAUUUGUUAUGCUCCUUUUCCCUGCAAUUUGAAGAUUAGAGACUGUUAGAGUUCAAUGGCCCAAGUUCAAGCCUACUAUUGAACUUUGUGGUCUCUGCUUAGAUCCAGGAUAAGAGACGCUUGCUUGAAUAUAUCAGUUGUAAUACUUGUUCAAGUAACAUGUUUUCAUAUGGCUAUGAAAGGUUCUUGAGUGAUUUCUA
This is a messenger RNA of Argentina anserina (silverweed cinquefoil), 2391 nucleotides long. RefSeq names its product probable L-type lectin-domain containing receptor kinase S.7. Gene Ontology annotation, biological process: protein phosphorylation; defense response to oomycetes; defense response to bacterium. The transcript has a single exon. Gene Ontology annotation, molecular function: ATP binding; protein kinase activity; carbohydrate binding. NCBI's taxonomy places the organism in Eukaryota, Viridiplantae, Streptophyta, Magnoliopsida, Rosales, Rosaceae. The record is from RefSeq and is a predicted model, not a curated record. The coding region runs from base 110 to 2128 and encodes 672 amino acids. Gene Ontology annotation, cellular component: plasma membrane.